Trichoderma virens Gv29-8 is the source of this 1485-nucleotide messenger RNA. RefSeq lists its product as uncharacterized. Gene Ontology annotation, cellular component: membrane. NCBI's taxonomy places the organism in Eukaryota, Fungi, Ascomycota, Sordariomycetes, Hypocreales, Hypocreaceae. Gene Ontology annotation, biological process: transmembrane transport. Gene Ontology annotation, molecular function: transmembrane transporter activity. The record is from RefSeq and is a predicted model, not a curated record. The transcript has a single exon. The annotation marks the transcript as partial.
CCCAAUCUCUCCGUCUCAAAGAGCCGGACAGUUGCCAUCAUCUUCUGCAUCACAUGCAUCAGCGGCAUCAGCAACCUCCUGGCCGGAUUAUUGACAGUCUGCAUCCCGGUAAUCGCCGCAGAAUUGAACUUUCCCCCCGAACUUCAACUAUGGCCAGCCUCAGCCUUUGCUCUCGCAUGUGGUUGCACGCUUCUUCUGUGUGCUAGUGCUGCUGAUGUCAUUGGAUGUCGCCGCGUUUGCUUGGUUGGCGCCCUGUUGCAGUCUGCGAGCGCACUUGGUGCUGGAUUGGCAAAUAGCCCAUCACAAUUGAUUGCUCUCCGAGCUGUUGCUGGAGUGGCGGCGUCCUUUUGCUUGCCCAGUGCUGUGGGAAUUGCGGCUCGUGCCUUUCCCGCUGCAAGCAGCCCUCGAAGCCGCAGCAUCGCAUUCUCAGCUAUGGGUGGCGGCCAAGCUGUGGGUUUUGGAUCAGGACUCGUAUUGGGCGGCAUCUUCAGCGGUACGCUUGGCUGGCGUUGGGGCUUCUAUAUCACGGCCAUUCUCAAUGUCGUCAUUCUGGUAGUGGCUAUCUGGGCAUUGCCUGCUGGUGUAGAUGGCGUUGCUCUAGGGAGAGAGACUCUCAAUCGUCUUGCGCGAGACAUUGAUUGGCUUGGAUGUGGCCUUAUUAACACGGCGCUCGCGCUUCUAUCGUACGAGCUGGCCGUUGUUUCAGGGCCCGAUGCCAGCGAACGUAUACGAGAGCCUGCAAACUUGGUCAUGCUUUGUAGUGCAGUUGCUCUCCUACCUGCCUUUGCAGCGUGGAUGCAUCACCAGACACGAAGAGGCCGACCAGCUUUGAUUCCUAAUGAAAUCUGGAAGAAUUUGCCCUUCACCACUGUCUGCGUCACUGUAUUCUUGGUCUGGGGAUCUCUCAAUGCCAGUGAGCAGUUCACGGCGUUGUAUCUACAAGAAGUCCGUGGCUUUUCCCCUUUGACAUCAUCACUUUAUUUCUUACCGGCACCAAUCUGCGGUGCAUUGAUGAACGUUGCCAUUGGCAUCUUGCUGCCGUAUCUGAGGCCUUCGUUUGCCGUUCCGGCUGGCUGCCUUGUCAGCGGCAUCGCUCCGCUGCUUCUAGCCACGCUAUGCGGUGUGGAUGGCCCAAGUUACUGGCGCGCAGUAUUUCAAGCCAUGGCCAUGAAUCCGUUGGGGGCAGAUCUCAUUUACACCAUUGCCAAUCUUGUGGUGACGUCCGCGUUUCCGACAAAGACACAAGCUCUGGCAGGGGCCGUUUUCCAGAUGCUCUCUCAGGUCGGAAAAAGUGUUGGCAUCGCCUCAACGGCAGUGAUUGCGCAGCAGAUUACGACAUCUUCACAGAUGCAGAAUAUGAAUGAAGCUUUGCUACGGGGUUACAAGGCUGGAUGGGUGUAUAACUGCGGGCUUGGUUUUGCAUCCGUCGUGGUGAGUCUUUGGGGUCUCCGAGGAGUGGGCAAACUUGGCGUCAAGAUAGAUUAA